Molecule: messenger RNA, 1660 nt
Organism: Bacillus rossius redtenbacheri
Lineage: Eukaryota; Metazoa; Arthropoda; Insecta; Phasmatodea; Bacillidae
Gene: AP-1mu
Product: AP-1 complex subunit mu-1
Exons: 9
Coding region: 208-1476 (422 amino acids)
Biological process (GO): vesicle-mediated transport; intracellular protein transport
Cellular component (GO): clathrin-coated vesicle; clathrin adaptor complex
Molecular function (GO): clathrin-cargo adaptor activity
Source: RefSeq, a predicted model, not a curated record
AUCACUACUCUAUGAACUGUAAUGUCAACACUAUAUCGUACAUAACCUUGGUAUUUUCGUUGGUACCUGGCGAUAAGAAUUAAUUGUUUGGACGAGAUGAUGACUCUCUCGUUACUAUUGAAAUCAAUUUUCUGAUGUGAUUUUUUUGUCAUCACUUAUUUGAAUGUUUCUUUGUUACUACGUCAGUUCUUAAUAAAACAGUAAAACAUGUCUUCAUCAGCUGUGUACGUUCUUGAUGUAAAGGGUAAGGUGCUCAUCUCACGGAACUACCGUGGUGAUAUCGACAUGGGUGUCAUCGAGAAGUUCAUGCCUCUUCUGAUGGAGAAGGAAGAGGAAGGCAUGCUCACCCCGAUUUUGAAAACUUCCGAGUGCACGUUUGCCUACAUCAAGUACAACAACCUGUACAUUGUUUCCAUAACAAAGAAGAAUGCAAACAUUGCUCUCGUGUUUGUGUUCCUGCAUAAAAUAGUGCAGGUUAUGAUAGAGUACUUCAAAGAGCUGGAAGAAGAGAGCAUAAGAGAUAACUUUGUUGUAAUUUAUGAAUUAAUGGAUGAACUUCUUGAUUUUGGCUAUCCUCAGACAACUGACAGCAAGAUUCUUCAAGAGUAUAUAACGCAAGAGGGACACAAACUUGAAAUACAGCCAAGAAUACCUGUCGCUGUCACUAAUGCAGUUUCCUGGCGAUCGGAGGGGAUCAAGUACAGAAAAAAUGAAGUUUUUCUUGACGUCAUUGAAUCUGUGAACUUGCUGGCGAACGCGAACGGCAACGUGCUGCGCAGCGAGAUCGUGGGGGCCAUCAAGAUGCGGGUGUACCUGUCGGGCAUGCCGGAGCUGCGGCUGGGGCUCAACGACAAGGUGCUGUUCGAGAGCACGGGCCGCGGCAAGUCCAAGUCCGUGGAGCUGGAGGACGUCAAGUUCCACCAGUGCGUCCGGCUGUCCAGGUUUGAAAAUGACCGCACAAUAUCAUUUAUCCCUCCAGACGGAGAAUUUGAGCUGAUGUCAUAUCGUUUGAAUACCCACGUCAAGCCGUUGAUAUGGAUUGAGUCGGUGAUCGAGCGGCAUGUGCACAGUCGCGUGGAGUACAUGAUCAAGGCAAAGUCGCAGUUCAAGCGCAGGUCGACCGCCAACAACGUGGAGAUCGUGAUCCCCGUCCCGGCCGACGCGGACUCUCCCAAGUUCAAGACUACCGUUGGCAGCGUCAAGUACGCUCCGGAGCAGAACGCUAUCACGUGGACCAUCAAGUCCUUCCCGGGAGGCAAGGAGUACUUGAUGCGUGCUCACUUCGGCUUGCCAAGUGUCGUGGGUGAAGAUACCGAGGGCAAACCACCCAUUCAAGUGAAGUUUGAAAUUCCCUAUUUCACAACGUCUGGAAUUCAGGUGAGAUACUUGAAGAUAAUUGAGAAAAGUGGAUAUCAAGCUCUCCCGUGGGUACGAUACAUCACACAAAAUGGGGAUUACCAACUUCGGACAAACUAACAGACUUUUUUUUUAUUAAAGUGUUUAGCUGUGAUUGUGCUUGUAAAUGAAUUAAAAAUUAUGCUAUUUUAUUUAAAGUCACUUGUAAAAUAUUGUUUAAAUGCUUAGGUUACAGUGUUCAAAACACAAUAUUUUUAUUCUAAAAAUGGUAUCCGAUGGUCAGAAAAUAAAUAUGAAAAUGAAA